AUGCCGGAGCUGACCGCCGAAGUGGAGUCAUGGGACCCGCGGGAUGCCUGGCAGGCCGACUGCUGUCACCUCCUGCUUCGCCAGUGGAUGCCGCUCGCCGGUCCACUGCUGGAGAGCCUAUGCGUCACCGUGAGACGCAAGCUUGAGAGGGCGCUGCGGGAAUGGGACGACGCCGGCCACGCCUUGCUCUCCAAGUCCAACCUUAACCUGGUGGCGCCCUGGAAGGCCCUGUUCGGCCGGGCGAGCUGGGAGGAGUUCGUCGACGGGAUCGGCGUCGUGCGGCACCUGGAACAGCGCCUGCGGAGCCUCCGGAUCACGCCGCCGAAGCAGAAUGACGACGCGUUCUUGGAGGUGAUCAUGAAGUGGGCGCCGCUCGUGCGGGCGGAGGACAUGGCGCGGCUCCUGGAGGCCGAGUUCUUCGGCAGGUGGCGGCACGCGCUCCGUCACUGGCUGCUGGCCGCGAAACCCGCCACCAGAGAGGCCGUCGAGUGGUGCAACGGGUGGGGGCGCGCCUUACGCCGGAGCUGCGCGAGGAUGAGCGCGUGCAUGCCCGCCUCGAGGCUGGCAUAG
Molecule: messenger RNA, 570 nt
Organism: Aegilops tauschii subsp. strangulata
Lineage: Eukaryota; Viridiplantae; Streptophyta; Magnoliopsida; Poales; Poaceae
Source: RefSeq, a predicted model, not a curated record